CUCUGCUUCCCCAUGUUUCGAUGAUGUCCCCAGAUUAACAUGCUCCCUGUCUCCUCCCAAAACCUCUCCGCUACUAACAGAUUGGAUCCCGAUUCAUAUAGCUUCGAUCUUUACCCCCAUCUCCAUGGAUCCUCCUCCGCCACCUCCAGCCCCGCCGCUGCAUCCCUCCGACACCAGCUUCCCCAUCAUAGCCAUCGCCGUGAUCGGAAUCGUCGCCACCGCGUUCUUGCUCGUCAGCUACUACGUCUUCGUCAUCAAAUGCUGCCUCAAUUGGCACCGAAUCGACAUCCUCAGAAGAUUCUCACUGUCGAGAGGCAGAGCUCACGAGGAGGCACUAAUGGGUGCUCACUCCCCUUCGGCGAUGGAGCGUCGGGGACUCGAAGAAUCGGUCAUAAGGUCGAUCCCUGUUUUCAAGUACACCAAAACAGAGCAGGAGGAAAAACAGGGGAAGUCGGCACCGGCAGGGACGUGUUCCGUGGAAUGCGCCGUAUGUCUGAACGAGUUCGUCGAAGAAGAGAAGCUGCGGAGGAUCCCCAAUUGCGGCCACGUGUUCCACAUCGAUUGCAUCGACGUCUGGCUGCAGAGCAACGCCAACUGCCCGCUCUGCCGGACCAGCAUUUCCUCCUCCACGGCGGCAGGAGUUGGGCUGCUGCUUUUCCCGGUAGGCCAGGCUUUUGGGUCAUCUUCUCCGCAGGAUCCGAGCCCAACUCCGUACCCGGAAAGGAUAGACAUCGACGGGGACGAGGACUACGUGGUGAUUGAAUUGGGGAAUUACGUCACCAAUAGUCGGCAGAGCUCCACGGACCGGACGCUGCGAGCGGCGCAGGAAAGGCUGAUGAAUUCAGGGGAGCUUCUGCCGACGCCGCGAAAGCUCGAAUCGAGAUUCGGCGCUGCAUUGGAUGAGAAGAAAGGCAGGAAACUGGGUAGUAAAGGGAUAAGAAGUAAAGGAGAUGAAUGCAUCGAUCUCACUAGAGGGAAAGAGGACCGGUUCGGGAUUCAGCCGAUUCGACGGUCGUUUUCGAUGGAUUCGUCGGCGGAUCGGCAGCUGUUGUUGAAAAUUCAAGAGAUUGUUCAGCAGCAGAGCAGCUGUAAUAGUGGUAAUAGGCAGAAUGGCGAGGUGGGUAUUCCAGUUGAAGGUGGUAGCAGUAGUUUUAGCAGGAGCAGAAGGAAUUUCUUUUCGUUUGGGCAUAACAGAGCAUCGAAAAAUGCAGUCUUGCCUGUAUCUCUGGAGUGAUUUUCUUUCUUCUUUUUGUUUGUAGUUUUUCUUGAUUUUCAUAGAUAGAGAAAGAGAGUAGAUUCUGUGAUAUAUCUUAUAAGAUUACACAUCAUUUGAUCAUGAAAUCCCUCCCUCCCCAAAUGCUUUACUUUCUUGCUUGAUUCUCUUUGGAUUCGUUUCUCAAAAGGCUGGGCCAAUCUGUUGUUGAAUCAAUCUGACUUUUGCUU
This is a messenger RNA of Linum trigynum, 1443 nucleotides long. Lineage: Eukaryota; Viridiplantae; Streptophyta; Magnoliopsida; Malpighiales; Linaceae. The record is from the annotation of a GenBank genome assembly.